GGGGCAGGGCCAGGGCAGAGGCUGGCAUGGCUGGCACCGUCCUGCCCGCGCCCACGGGCACCGACCUGGGCUGGGGCCUCGCGGGGGCCCGGUGGCGCCCCAGCCGGGACUGGCCCCUCACCAGCAGUGGGGUGGGGCUGGAGAACCGGCCCCCACCGCCCUUCCCACCCCCUGCCGCCCGCUGCACAGUCCAUGAGCCCCUGCCCCCCGGUGCGGAGCGGCCCCCGCGGGAAGAGCUGAUCCGGCGCCUGGCGACCACCACGGGCCUCUGCCACGACGUGAAAACCCACGGAGGGGUCCUGGGGCAGCCCGGCUACCUCCUGCCCGCCCCACUGUGGAGAGUCCACUGCAACAAGGACCUCCGGGACAAGCUGCAGCUCCGCGCCUGGCGGGUCCCGCUGACCCCGGGGGGCCGGCCCAGCGAGACCCGGCACCGGUUCUGCGGCUGGCCCAACCUGCCCCCCGAGCCCGCCCCCCACGCCGGCCCCCAGCCCUUCGCCCUGGCCGCCCACCACAGCGACGGCGCCUCCAAGUCCAUGGUGGCCAGCACCGAGAACAAGCCCCUGGCCGGAUCCGUCUUCUACGUCCGCGACGGGGCGGUUCUGAGCCGUCUGGACCCCUACGUCUCCGUCACCAGCCGGGACAUCCGCGCCGUCACCCCGCAGGAGCUGCAGGGCUACGCCCGGAAAGACGCCCUCACCUACUGGCAGUUUGAGGGUUACCCGAAGGCCUGGGGGCACGGCCUGAGGGACCCCUCCCUGGGCAAGGACGCGGCGCCCCCCAUCCGGCCCCCCGGCCCCCCACGCGACCCCGGCCUCUUCCCCAGCCCCACCCGCCCUCCCCGCCUGCCAACGCUAGCCCCUGCUGGCCCACACCGGGGGGCGCUGAGCCUGGCACAGGAGUCCUACGGGCCCCCCCGCUGUACCCCCAGCAGCCGGGGCCCCCCAGCCCGGCCCCCCACCAUCUGCCCCCCCGUAGCCGGGCCCCAGAUCCUGGCAGUGCCCCUGAUGUACCGCACAGAGUAUCACUGUUAUGGGAGCAGCAAGCCGGGGCCUGUCUGAGGGGUCCCCCCCAUACUGUGCACCCCAACAUGCUACGAUAUGUCACCCCUGUGUUCUCUGGUCUGUCCUCCUUGGGGGGCAGGGGGCUCGCCGAGGCCUGGUCCUUUCUCUGCCCUCCCCCAGUUACCAGGACACCUGGGUUCUAUUUUGGGGGGAGGAGGGGCUGCCAGGCAUGAGUGCCAGAAGAGGACCCAGGUGUCCUGCCAGCCCCCCUCCCCCGUGCCCUUGGGGGGGAUUUGUCCGGGGGCGCCGCUCUUGAGGCCAGCAGGAUGCGGGGAUUUCUCACCUGGCAACGCAUCUGGUGCCAGCCCCCGGCUUCCGGGGGGGGCCCGGGUUGCCCUUGGCAAAGGAGACGUGAGCCGAGAGGGUGAACGGCUCUGCCCCCUCCCCUCCCCGAGCCGGGGGGAGAACCCAGGAGUCCUGCGCCCCAGCCUCCUGCUCUAACCACUAAACCCCACUCCCCUCCCAGAACCGGGGAGAGA
Messenger RNA from Mauremys mutica (yellowpond turtle), 1543 nucleotides. RefSeq lists its product as uncharacterized. The transcript is spliced from 5 exons. The coding region runs from base 27 to 1061 and encodes 344 amino acids. The record is from RefSeq and is a predicted model, not a curated record. Lineage: Eukaryota; Metazoa; Chordata; Testudines; Geoemydidae.